AUGGUAGCAGUUUCUGGUGCGGUGGAUCCGGCCACAAUCUUAGUGACGAUUUCCAAGCUUAAGAUAAUGACGGAGCUUGUGUCUUACAAGAAGGACCCUCGCGGUGCCAAAAAGAAAAAGCAAGCACAAGAAUUGAAGAAAACUCAAAAUCAUCACAAACACGAAGCCAACGACGCCAAAAAGAUUGAUCACCACGAUUCGAAAUCAAAAUCACAUUCAGAUUCAGAUGAUGAUGAUACUGAUGAAUGCCACGAUGAUCAUAGGGCACAUAAAAGUAGUAAGCACAAAAUGAAUGGUCCAAUUCUUUCACCCCACGCCAAGGACUAUUUUCCCAAGCCAAGACCAGAAUUUGGACCUCCGAGGCCAUAUGGCCUUCAAAACCAUUGGGCACCAGGGAUGAUGCAUGGGAGGCCACCGCCAGGUCCACCACCGGUAUUGCAAUUGCCGCCGCCAAUGCAACCACAUGGGUACGGUUAUGAUUAUCGCUCGAAUAUGGUUCUGAUGCCACGUCCGCCGCCGCCAAUGCAACCACAAGAGUACGGUUAUGAUUAUCGCUCGAAUAUGUUUCCAAUGCCACGUCCGCCGCCGCCCCCGCCACAUAUGUAUCCUUAUUAUCAUCGGCCAAAGGAUCCCCCGGUUGGUAACUCCAUGAUCCAUUAUUUCAGCGACGAUAACACUAGUAGUGCUUGCACGAUAAUGUAA
Pyrus x bretschneideri (Chinese white pear) is the source of this 702-nucleotide messenger RNA. RefSeq names its product proline-rich proteoglycan 2-like. The record is from RefSeq and is a predicted model, not a curated record. Bases 1 to 702 code for a protein of 233 amino acids. The transcript has a single exon. Lineage: Eukaryota; Viridiplantae; Streptophyta; Magnoliopsida; Rosales; Rosaceae.